Messenger RNA from Sphaeroforma arctica JP610, 861 nucleotides. RefSeq lists its product as hypothetical. The transcript has 5 exons. The record is from RefSeq and is a predicted model, not a curated record. Lineage: Eukaryota; Ichthyosporea; Ichthyophonida. The coding region runs from base 1 to 861 and encodes 286 amino acids.
AUGUUAGAGGGCAAAACCCUAAUCAUCCCGGCUGGCUGGGCUGGUUGCGCUGUUAAGAAGGACAAGAACCCUGCGGACGUUCCUGGUGCCGGGGGUGGUAAUGUGCUGUAUGUGGUACACAGAAACAGAGACGGCCUGACCGCUGACUUUGCCGUCAUCAACACGGGCGACGGCUCUCAGUACCACCCGGUGACGGUCGAGGACUCGCCCGAUCCUUUGUAUAAGCCGGCCCUGGUCUUCCGUGAUAUUCCGUGGGGCAAAAUAACAGACUCGUCACUGUGGCUGGUUCUAAUGAAAAUCCAGGUCACCCCAUCCGACCUGGCCACCGUCGAUGUGGUGUACGAGAGCAUACUGCCGUUUCUCAACGAGAAGACUCUGGCAGCCACUGUGUGUGACAAUAUGGAGACCACCAGCUCCACCGGUACCAGCCACGUUGUGUUGCCAUGGGAACCAUUGGCGCGGGGUAGUGCGGGUAGUCUGGUGGAGGAUGUGAUCAAGGCCUGCUCGUUUGCGAUGCUGUCGGAGGGCAUGGGAGAGGGGAAGAUUUUACUUAUAGAUCUGCUGUGUCGGUGGACGAUCGCCAAGAUGAUGCACCACGACUUAACACAGAUGACAGAUAUGAGCGGAUCGGAUAUACAUAUGUGCCACCAUACGCUGAAACAACUCGCCGGGCACGGUGCCACGCACAUGUCACGCGGAGGAGUGAUGAGCAGUGGCGGAUUGAAAGCGUUGCAGAGUUUUAUUGACAAAACUCGAGCGUUGCUGACAGACAUGAAACGAUCGUCACCAAUGGCCCAGAGUAAUCCCAAGCCACUGAGAGCGCCUGAAAAGUAUGAUGGGUAUAUGUGUAGUGAUACUUAG